Molecule: messenger RNA, 3387 nt
Organism: Polistes canadensis
Lineage: Eukaryota; Metazoa; Arthropoda; Insecta; Hymenoptera; Vespidae
Gene: Usp20-33
Product: ubiquitin carboxyl-terminal hydrolase 33
Exons: 4
Coding region: 221-2965 (914 amino acids)
Biological process (GO): protein deubiquitination
Molecular function (GO): zinc ion binding; cysteine-type deubiquitinase activity
Source: RefSeq, a predicted model, not a curated record
UGAGAAUUUGGACCCUGUGCUUUUAAUGACAAUCAUUUUAUGGUGAAUCAUAGAUGAUAUUCGAGCGAGACGUGUUCGGAAAAGGUUAGAAUACAAGUGGAACAUCAACAUGAACAGAACGUAGCCUAAAUUUUCUACAGAUGUUAGAAGAUAAGUUGUAUGCAUCAUUCGGCGUCCUUUGAUCAAUUCGAGUUAAAAAGGUGAAGUGUAUAAAUUCAAAAUGCCAGUUGUAGUGAAAAAUUGCCCCCAUAUCGCUAAUCGUGGCGAUCUUACGUGUCUUGAAAAUGGGAUCUCUUUAAAAGAUAGAUAUAAUAAGUGCAAUGAUUGUAAUUGUAACGGACCGAAUCUUUGGUUGUGUCUUUUUCCUGAUUGCCGUUGGGUCGCUUGUGCGGAAACACAAUUAAAUCAUAGUACCCUACAUAAUCAAAUGUUUCCUGCUCAUUGUACUCAUAUGAACCUUACUACCAACCGUAUAUGGUGUUAUGCUUGUAAAAAAGAAGUUAUUGCGAGAUACGUAUCUUCACCAUCAUUAUCACCUAAUCAAGUUGAUGUUAAAACUAUUGGGAACAAAUUUUCGGGUGAUGCACCUAAUAAUAUUGAUAGUAAAAUGGAUGGUUUAGAUAGGCUUAUGUUGGACAAGUUCUAUGGAGAAUGGUGUGUAAAUAAAAUGAAUAAUGAUAGGGGCUUAUUUAAUGAAAAAUCUGGGGAUUCUCAGGAGAGCACAGAUUCGGAGGAAAGUAAAGACUUAUCUGGAAAACCUAGAGGCUUAGUCGGUCUUCAAAAUAUAGGCAAUACAUGUUACAUGAAUUCAGCGCUUCAAGCUUUAUCAAAUGUGCCACCUUUAACACAGUUUUUUUUGGACUGUGGUCAUCUGGUGCAUUAUAUGUCCAAAGAUAAAAAGCCUGCAUUGAGCUUAAGUUAUUUAAAUCUUGUACGAGACAUGUGGAAUAAAAAAACACGUGGAUACGUUGUGCCACAUGGGAUUUUAUCUGGUAUUAGAACCGUUCAUCCCAUGUUUCGUGGAUAUCAUCAGCAUGACACGCAAGAAUUUCUAAGAUGUUUUAUGGACCAAUUGCAUGAAGAAUUAAAGGAACACAUCGAAGAUGACAAAGAUCUAUUGCUAAGAUUAAAAGGUCUUGGAGAACAUUCAUCCGAUGAUGAUGAAACUGAAGUAGAUGGUAAUGGUUCGAGCCAAUCAGAUGCUGAAUAUGAGACAUGUGAUUCGGGAGUUAGCGAGCAGAGUUCUUUAAGCGACGAGGGAGAACGUGGUACAAAGAGACGUUAUUCUCGUGUAUCUCAAUCAGAAAAAUUGAGAAAUAAGUUUACUAAUAGAAGUAUAAAAAAAUCUACCGUAGAGCAAUCUUUUCCCCAACAGCAACGCUCUGCCCCAAACUCACCUGCCAAACAUCGUACCAAAAAACAAAUGAAAACAAAAAGUAUCAUAAGCGAUAUUUUUGACGGUAAGCUAUUAAGCAGUGUACAGUGUCUAACAUGCGACAGGAUUUCUACUAGAGUAGAAACAUUUCAAGAUUUAUCGUUACCUAUUCCAAGUAGAGAUCAUAUUGAUAUGUUGCAUCAAGGAUCCCUUACACCUCAGAAAGCAGGACCCUGUUCCGAUGUUGUUUACGUGACCAAUCAGAAUGGUUGGUUCUCUUGGCUUUUCCAAUGGUGGCGUUCUUGGUUUUGGGGCCCAGUUGUUAGCCUUCACGACUGUUUAUCUGCAUUUUUUAGUGCCGACGAGCUCAAAGGAGAUAACAUGUACAGUUGUGAGAAGUGCAACAAACUACGUAAUGGAAUUAAAUUUUCCAAAGUUCUAGAGCUACCCGAAAUACUUUGUGUUCAUUUAAAAAGAUUUCGCCAUGAGCUUAUGUUUAGUUCUAAAAUAGCAAAUUAUGUCUCUUUUCCGUUAGAAGAAUUAGAUAUGAGACCAUAUUUGCAUAAAGAAUGCGUCUCUAAAGUUACCAUUUAUGAUUUAAUAUCUGUUAUUUGCCAUCAUGGUACAGCUGGCGGUGGUCAUUAUACAUGUUAUGCAUUGAAUUCUAUUGUUAAUAAAUGGUAUGAAUUUGACGAUCAAUGUGUUACGGAGGUAACACCGGAUACUGUUAAACAUUGCGAAGCUUAUGUGCUAUUUUAUAAGAAGUGGUCACCGGAAAUGAUGCAGUUACGAGAUAGAACAAUGGAACUGAUGGAAAUAUCAACUCGUGAACCAUCUGAGCUGAAUUUUUUUGUAUCUCGACAAUGGAUUAAUCGUUUUAAUACAUUCUCCGAACCAGGGCCUAUAGAUAAUUCUGACUUUCUUUGCCCUCACGGCGGCGAAAAUCCAAUGACAGCUCAAAUAAGCGAUAAACUUUGUAUGCCUAUACCACAAGCUGUUUGGGAAUAUCUUUAUAAUACAUUUGGAGGUGGACCAGCAUGUACGCAACUUUACGAAUGUCCAAGUUGUGAAGAAAAAUAUGAAUCUUUGCAAAAAAGGAGACAAUACGAGAUGGAAAUAUUUCAACAAUUAAAUCACAAUUCUGAAAGUCAUGGUGCUAUUUACGGUCUUGCAAUGGCCUGGUUAAGACAAUGGCAAAGUUUCGUUAGAGGUAAAGAAACUCAACCGCCUGGACCAAUCGAUAAUAAUUCGAUCGUCGUUAAUAAAAAUGGGCUGAAUAUACUCAAAGUUGGUUCAGAUUGCGGCCAAAUACCAGAAGAAUUGUGGCACUUUUUCUUGAACACAUAUGGCGGAGGUCCAGAAUUAAUGUUGCAUUCGUGUCAACGAUCAAUAGCGCCACAAGUCAAUACUUCAUUACAUUCCGCUUCGAGUCCAAAUCUCACAGAUCAGAGUCUCAAGUCUGGUCGUACGGAGAUAAAGUUUAAUAAAGUUGCCAGAAGCUCAGAAACUAUUUCCCAGCAAGAUAGUGCUAUUGAAAGUAUAACGUCCGAUAGUGACUCUCAUAAAACACAAAGAGAUGUCAAUGAGUAAAAAGAAUAAUAUACAUAAUUAAUAAAACAUCUCAUGCAUACAAACAAACACAUACAAUACAUGCAAGCAGUACACUUAUCUAAUAAGAUAAUUUCCAUUAAAAACAUUUAAAGUACAGCAAGAUAAAUGUGUAAUAAAAUGAUUAAAAUUUUGCCUUUAUCUCUUUAGAUGUUACUAUGUUAAAAAUAAAUUAUUAUUAGAAGACACUUUAAAAGUAAAAAUAUUUAAUAUUAAGAAGAAUUUUAAGUACCACAUAUUUGCUUGUAUAAUACAAUGAUGUUACUAAGUGUUAUUUAGAUGAAUCAUUGAUAAUUUUUAAUACAAACAGUCUUAUUUACGUUUACAAUUUGUUAAUUUAAUUUCUUUCUAUUAUCAUAGAAAGUCAUAAAGUAUUAUGUAGUUUAUGUUUUGUGGGUAAUUGU